AUGUCCCACGUACAGUUGUUUGCGAUCUGCUUCCUUGCCAUCGUCCUGCUGGCUGUGUGCGUGCACAGUGCAGAGGCGGCCACACAGGCACCCCUAUGCCAGCCUGGCAUAGUCGACGAGAUGCCGCAACAUAUCAAAAAGGUUUGCAUGGCACUGGAGAACUCGGAUCAACUGACAUCUGCACUGAAGUCCUACAUCAACAACGAGGCAUCGGCUCUCGUGGCGAACUCAGAUGAUUUGCUGAAGAACUAUAAUAAACGCACGGAUGUCGAUCAUGUUUUCUUGCGGUUUGGCAAACGUCGUUAGGGCGCUCCGCACGGUUCAAUUCCAACCUCAAUCGAUUCUACGACACGACCUCGAUAAAAGUUUGUUUUCUCAAUGGCAUACAACAAAAUGGCGUCUUCUCCUUAUAUGUGUAAUGUACUCUCGGCACAAUGGCGUUUAAUUGUGAAUUAAUCAACUUGGAAGCUCUCUAGUUCAAUAAUCAAAUGAAUGUAUUCAAAAUAUUUAAUUGCGAAUAUCUCAUACUUGUAUAUAUUCGUCAAGGACCCCCGAAAACGUAUUGUACAUGUUGAAAU
Molecule: messenger RNA, 578 nt
Organism: Drosophila hydei
Lineage: Eukaryota; Metazoa; Arthropoda; Insecta; Diptera; Drosophilidae
Gene: Ms
Product: dromyosuppressin
Exons: 2
Coding region: 1-306 (101 amino acids)
Source: RefSeq, a predicted model, not a curated record